CACAAAAACAUACCCUCACCCAACAACGAGAACUCUGCCUCAUCCUGUAUAAACGAACAUGGAAAACGUGCAAAUGACAAUCCAGAUCCGGAAACACUUACCAGAUAUGAACAUAUUGUUGAAGAAAUUACACAUAAAAAUAUUGUUUUCUUCGAUGCAAUGAAGAGACACUUAGAUAACGUGAAAGCACGUCGAAAUGCUAUGGGUGAGGCGAAGGAUCUGGUUGCUCAAGAAAAUGACAAGCAACACAAGCACGAGAGCGAGAACAAAUGGAAAAGGAGAAACUACGAGACCAGGAGCAGGCCAUGAAAGACGAAGAACACGUGAAUGAGAUUUAGCGACUCAAAAUCAACAUCCAGCUGGCUAAUGAACGAUUCAAUGCUAACGAAUCAAAACCAUGAAGAACACCAAGUCCACACUCAAAUCGCUUAUCAUUUCGCUUACUCCGGACCUAAUGAUGGAGAAAUUGAAACAAAAUCAGGUAAAUUUGUGGAACUCUCUACCAACAAGCAAGCCAUGCGCCCAACACACGCACGGAAUAACACUUCCGAAAUAAUAAUAAUAUAGGGAUCUCAAAGGUCAAAACCCACAAGGAGGCAUUCGUGACAUCCACCGACGUACUCCACACGAAUGUAUUUCAAUGAAGAUAUUCCAGCAGUUCUCGAUCUUCUAGCAUACCCCAAAAUACUGAGUGGCUACCUCAUCACUACCUGGAUCUCAUACACCGCUGCGGACGGUUUAAAUUUUAUGAUUCCUCCAACCGUCUGGCCGAAUUUGAGAGUAUUACUCUGACAGAUUUUCUCACAGUAACCAGCAAAUUUAG
Molecule: messenger RNA, 823 nt
Organism: Sphaeroforma arctica JP610
Lineage: Eukaryota; Ichthyosporea; Ichthyophonida
Exons: 1
Source: RefSeq, a predicted model, not a curated record